AUGGGGUUGAAGCCGAAGGAGGAGCGAUGCAACCCGGUGAAGAAAUCGGGUCCAGUAACAAUGGAUCAUGUUCUGUUAGCAUCACAGGAGACAAAGGAAGAAAGGGAUAAGAGAAUUCAAAGCCUUUUUGAUUUUUUUGAUAAGGAGAAAUUCGGGUAUUUGGAAUUUGCACACAUUGAAGCUGGUUUAUCAGCUCUUGAGAUUCCUUCUGAGUAUAAAUAUGCUACGGAUUUGUUGAAUGCUUGCGAUGCAAACAAAGACGGGCGUGUUGAUUUUGUUGAGUUUAAGAAGUAUAUGGAUGAUAAGGAGCUUGAGCUUUACCGGAUAUUUCAGGCUAUUGAUGUUGAACAUAAUGGUAGCAUUUUACCAGAGGAGCUCUGGGAGGCACUUGUAAGAGCAGGGAUUAAAAUUGACGAUGAGGAACUUGCUCAUUUUGUCGAAACUGUUGAUAAGGAUCAUAAUGGUGUUAUAACAUUUGAGGAAUGGAGGGAUUUUCUGCUGCUUUAUCCUCACGAAGCAACUAUUGAGAAUAUUUACCAUUAUUUGGAGCGGAUAUGCAUGGUCGAUAUUGGGGAACAUGCUGUUAUUCCCGCAGGUGUUGGUAAGCACAUUCAUGCAAGUAGGUAUCUGAUUGCAGGCGGAGUAGCGGGUGCUGCAUCACGGACAGCAACUGCACCUCUGGACCGUCUAAAGGUUGUAUUGCAAGUCCAAACAACAAGUGCUCGUAUAAUGCCUGCAAUAAAAGAUCUUUGGAAAGCAGGUGGUAUAGUAGGAUUUUUUCGAGGCAAUGGCUUAAAUGUUCUUAAGGUGGCCCCUGAGAGUGCCAUUAGAUUUUAUACCUAUGAGAUGAUGAAGAGCUUCAUUGUGGAUGCUAAAGGUGGAGAGGGGAAGGCCGAUAUUGGAGGUAUGGGGCGGCUGCUGGCUGGUGGUAUAGCCGGAGGUGUAGCUCAAACUGCAAUAUAUCCUAUGGAUCUCAUUAAGACGCGACUACAAACACAUGCUUGUACAAAUGGAAAAGUUCCUAGUCUUGGAGCUCUUUCAAAAGAUAUAUUGGUUCAGGAAGGACCCCGGGCUUUUUAUAGGGGAUUGAUUCCUUCUAUUCUUGGGAUUAUCCCGUAUGCUGGGAUAGAUCUAGCUGCUUAUGAAACCUUGAAGGAGAUGUCAAAAAAGUAUAUUAUUCAGGACGGAGAACCCGGCCCUCUGGUACAACUAGGAUGUGGGACGGUAUCGGGAGCUCUUGGAGCAACAUGUGUUUACCCAUUACAGGUCGUCAGAACAAGAAUGCAGGCCCAAAGCUCUUAUAAAGGAAUGGGCGAUGUAUUCAGAAAAACUUUGAAACAUGAAGGACUUCGGGGAUUCUACAAAGGAAUAUUUCCCAACUUGCUCAAAGUUGUCCCUUCCGCAAGUAUCACUUACAUGGUUUAUGAGUCUAUGAAAAAAAGUUUGGAUUUGGAGUGA
This is a messenger RNA of Lathyrus sativus (Indian pea), 1458 nucleotides long. NCBI's taxonomy places the organism in Eukaryota, Viridiplantae, Streptophyta, Magnoliopsida, Fabales, Fabaceae. The record is from the annotation of a GenBank genome assembly.